ACUAUGGAUAUAGAUGUGCUUGAUGUUGUGGAACUGUCUAGACCUAAUGGUGAUGGCAGCCAAAUCCUUACACAGUCUGGGAUCAGAGUGUCAGUGGUAGACUCUGAAACAUUGUGGAAAAGAUGGAAUAUUAAUGGAAAACUUGACACAUUUUGUGUAUAAAGCAGCAAGAGAGGGCCAUGUUUUGACAUUAGCUGCAGUUUUUCUUUCUUACACAGAGAAAGAAAUCCGAUACUUAAUUGAAUUUGCAACUAAUGAGAAUGGAAAACGUUUUACGCCUCUUAUUAUUGCUGCCAGAAAUGGCCAUGAUAAAGUGGUGCGUCUGCUUCUGGAACAUGCCAAGUUUAAAGUGCGGCUGCAAGCAUCUUUGAGUUUUGAUGAUUUUCUGUAUGAUGACGAUGGAGGCACAGCAUUGUGGUAUGCAGCAGGAGCUGGACAUAUGGAAGUGGUUAAGCUUCUCGUGAGCCAUGGAAUGAAUGUCAACCAUAUUACAGUAACUGGUUCUACACCACUCAGGGCUGCAUGCUUUGAUGGCAGACAGGACAUUGUAAAGCUCCUUGUAGAGAACUCUGCCAAUAUCCAUAUACCUAACUUAAAUGGGAGUACAUCCCUUAUGAUUGCAGCUCACAGAGGUCAUACUGAAGUAGUUAAAUACUUGUUGUCACAGCACUCUGAUCCUAAUGCUAAAACUAGCUGUGGGAAUACAGCAUUGCAUUUUGCUGCUGAAAAGGGGCAUUUAGAAAUUGUAAGAGAAUUACUAAACUAUAAGGCUGUUAUGGUAAAGAACCAUUAUGGAAUGACCCCUUUAGAAGCAGCUGCAGAAAGCUGUAAAGCUGAUGUGGUAGAAUUUUUUCUUUGUCACCUGAACUUUGACAGAGCAAGCAGAAUUCGGUUACUGGAACUUCUGGGUGCAUCAUUUGCUAAUAAUCCAAAAUAUUACAGCAAUUCUAAAGCAUACUGUUAUUUCUAUAUAGCAAUGUUGGAAAGGUAUGAAAAUCCAAAUAAUAUCAUUGGGAAAGAAGUUCUUCCUCCACUUGAAGCUUAUAACAAUAGAACUGAAUGCAGAACCCUACAGGAGCUGGAGGCCAUAAAACAAAACAAGGAUGCUAUGCACAUGGAAGGCCUCAUGGCAGCUGAACGAAUCUUAGGCUCAGAGAACUUUAUGGUUACUAAUACCAUCACAUACCGAGGAGUGGUGUAUGCAGAACAAGGAGAAUAUGAUCUUUGUAUUAACUUGUGGUUGCAUGCUUUGUAUUUGAGACAGAAAAAUAACAUAGAUACUCAUGAAGAACUUUUCCGAUUAGUACAAAUUUUUUCUCACAUGCUUUAUUUGAAUAAAUCAAUAAAUCCUUCUUAUUUAGAAAAAGUUUUGAGCUACACAGCAAAAGAAAUAGAAAGACAAACUUGUAGGGAUGUAAAUACUGAACAUACCAGCAUAAUGGCAGUGAAUGACAGUUAUGAGUUCACCCUGUAUAUAUUUUUGUACCUGGUAUGUAUUUCCACUAAAUUAGUUUGCAAUGAAGAUGAAAAGUUCAGAAUCAGUGAGCAGAUAAGCAGGUUGAUUCAUCUGGAACCUAGAACUCAGGAUGGUUCUAGUAUGCUGCACCUCGCUUUUACCCCAAUGAAACCAUUCGAUGACAUACAUAUAAAUGCUGCUUGCAGUUUCCCUGAUUCUGAGGUCAUUGCACGUUUAAUUUUAUGUGGCGCUAAUGUGAAUGCAGUUGAUAAUGAAGGGACUAGUCCUCUUCAUAAAAUUGUACAAAACAGGAAACCUAGCAGAUAAGCUUUCUCAUAAGUAUGGGUGACAGUUUUUUUUUACAGAACACAUAGGACAUCAGAGGCCAAGUAUAACACUGAUAUUAUCAAAAGUCAUAGCUACACAUAUUUAUGCUGCAAAGUAUAUUGAUUUUAGAACAUUAAAUGUUCAAGUAUUGCAUUUGUUAAAAACCAUAACAAUCUACUGUCAUACUUGCAUACCACAAUGUUACCAUUAGGAAUUGCUCAGUAAAUGUGAAUAUUUUUUUUUCUUGGAAAUGGAACAAAGACAAAUUAUUCAGUGAUGGCUUUAAAUAAAUGUAUGUCUAGAACUGUU
This is a messenger RNA of Protopterus annectens (West African lungfish), 2092 nucleotides long. Its product is annotated as protein fem-1 homolog B-like. Bases 134 to 1783 code for a protein of 549 amino acids. NCBI's taxonomy places the organism in Eukaryota, Metazoa, Chordata, Ceratodontiformes, Protopteridae. Gene Ontology annotation, molecular function: protein binding. The transcript is spliced from 3 exons. The record is from RefSeq and is a predicted model, not a curated record.